AUGGAUAUUCUUAUUGCUGUACGGUUUGUUGUUCGAGCGUGGAGCGAGGUAUCACCAACAACGAUACAUAAUUGUUUUCGACACACAGGAAUUCUUCCAAUUUAUAAUAAUAAUGAGGAACUCACCAUUAACGACAAUGAUAACGACUUGACGGAAGAACUACGUGCAGAUGUUGAGUCACUUCACCUCCGGAACGAGAUGAAUAUCGAGGAAUAUAUUAAUUAUCCGGAAGAAAGGAGUACAGAAGAAGUACUAACCGACCAGGAAAUUUUGGACCUAGUCACAUACCAGGAAGCUGAGAAGGCUGAAAGCGAAGAAGAGGAGAUUGAUGACAGUAUAGAGAUGCGAAAGAUUACUCGCACAGAGGUACUGGAUGCUUUAGAGUUGAUGGACCAAUAUUUUGUACAGCAGGACUUCAGCAAUGCUAUCAGAUUGGAAUAUGACACCGCAUUAUCAAAAUUGCAUAAGGUCAUAAGAAAGCAUCAAAACGAUUCCUUGAAACAAAUGAGCAUUGAAGCCUUUUUGGAGUGA
Molecule: messenger RNA, 531 nt
Organism: Ambispora gerdemannii
Lineage: Eukaryota; Fungi; Glomeromycota; Glomeromycetes; Archaeosporales; Ambisporaceae
Source: the annotation of a GenBank genome assembly